Molecule: messenger RNA, 3585 nt
Organism: Entelurus aequoreus (snake pipefish)
Lineage: Eukaryota; Metazoa; Chordata; Actinopteri; Syngnathiformes; Syngnathidae
Gene: ehd2b
Product: EH-domain containing 2b
Exons: 7
Coding region: 190-1830 (546 amino acids)
Biological process (GO): endosomal transport; endocytosis
Cellular component (GO): plasma membrane; cytoplasm
Molecular function (GO): calcium ion binding; GTP binding; protein binding
Source: RefSeq, a predicted model, not a curated record
AGAGAACCACAUCACCCUCAGAGGAAGGAGGAACCACACCCACCCAGCUGACGGAGCCCUCCUAUUGGACCAGCCAGGUACACAAGUAUCAGCUGCUGCUGCUUUGCCCUCAUCUUGUCCACCACACCACACCACACAAGAACUCCUGAGCGGUCCCGAGGGCAAAGCGCUGACACGGGGACGAGCAUCAUGUCACGCUGGGGGCGCAAGAACGUGAAGAAGGCGCCGGAGGUGAUCCGCACCGUCACCGAGGGCCUCAAGUCCUUGUACCGCAAGAAGCUCCUCCCCCUGGAGCAGUACUACGGCUUCCACGACUUCCACUCGCUGAGCCUGGAGGACGCCGACUUCGACAACAAGCCCAUGGUCCUGGUGGUGGGCCAGUACUCCACCGGGAAGACCACCUUCAUCAAGUACCUGCUGGAGCAGGAGAUCCCCGGGAGCAGGGUGGGACCCGAGCCCACCACCGACUGCUUCACCGCCAUCAUGCACGGCGAGGUAGAGAGCGUCAUCCCCGGGAACGCCCUCAUCGUGGACCCCAACAAGCCCUUCCGGAAGCUCAACCCCUUCGGGAACACCUUCCUCAACAGGUUCCAGUGUGCCCAGAUGUCCAACCAGGUCCUGGAGAGCAUCACCCUCAUCGACACACCCGGCAUCUUGUCGGGCGCCAAGCAGAGAGUCAGCAGAGGUGAGAAAGGUCGCAAAGGCUACGACUUCCCGGCCGUGCUGCGUUGGUUCGCCGAGCGCGUGGACCGCAUCAUCCUGCUCUUUGACGCCCACAAGCUGGAGAUCUCUGACGAGUUUGCGGAGGCCAUCGGGGCGCUGAAGGGGAACGAGGACAAGCUGCGGGUGGUCCUCAACAAGGCCGACAUGGUGGGCACCCAGCAGCUCAUGAGAGUCUACGGCGCGCUCAUGUGGUCCCUGGGGAAAGUCUUCGGCACCCCGGAGGUCCUGAGGGUCUACAUCGGCUCCUUCUGGUCCGAGCCCCUGAUGGUGUCGGACAACCGCAAGCUGUUUGAGCUGGAGGAGGAGGAUCUCUUCGCCGACAUCCAGAACCUUCCCAGGAACGCGGCUCUGCGGAAGCUCAACGACCUGGUGAAGAGAGCACGCCUGGUCCGGGUGCACGCUCACAUCAUCAGCUACCUGAAGCAGGAGAUGCCCUCCGUCUUCCGGAAGGACAACAAGAAGAAGAACCUCAUCUACCAGCUGCCCGUCAUCUUCUCCAAGAUACAACUGCAGCACAACAUCUCUGCUGGAGACUUCCCCGACUGCGCCAAGAUGCAGGAACAACUGAUGGUGCACGACUUCACCAAGUUCAAAACCCUCAAGCCCAACCUGAUGGCGGCGUUGGACGAGCUGCUGUCGGUGGACAUCGCCAAGCUGAUGCCCCUCCUACGCCAGGAGGAGCUGGAGGCGGGCGAGCAGCCCGGCGUGCAGGGCGGGGCCUUCCUGGGCUCGCGUGCCGGCCCCUUCGGCGAGGGCGAACACUUUGGCGAGGAGGACGGCGAGGGCUGCGAGGAGGAGGAGAUGUGGGUGGUGACCAAGGACAAGCCCAAGUACGACGAGAUCUUCUACAACCUGGCGCCCAACGAGGGCAAGCUGAGCGGCACCAAGGCCAAGGACUGGAUGGUCAGCUCCCGCCUGCCCAACUCCGUGCUGGGUCGCAUCUGGAAGCUGUCCGACGUGGACCGGGACGGCAUGCUGGACGAGGAGGAGUUCGCCCUGGCCAGUCACCUGAUCGAGGUCAAGCUGGAGGGUCACGGUCUGCCCCCCGAGCUGCCCAGCCGCCUGGUCCCGCCCUCCAAGCGCAGGCAAGCGGGCUCGGACGCGUGAAGCGCCGCCUCGUCCCACUUCCACCGUUUCCUGUUUGCUCCACGCACCAAAUAGUCGGAGGAGGUCCUCUGCGGCAGUCAUGAGGUUUUUAGCACGUUGGAGCGUCCCGGACCAAAGUCUUAAGUCACAUGGAUUCUUCUUUUCCCCCUGGACACUACAUUAGGCACACCACUACUUUUCUUUGGGAAUGAACACACAACACAACUUGUGUUCAACAACAACUUCUCUUUAAAGCUUCAUCUUAAUCACCCAUUCUUUGUCUGGAAAUGUUCCCAGAUGUAACGUUUGUGUCGUAGCAGACUACUUCCUGCUUCAUGUUCCCAGAUGUAACGUUUGUGUAGUAGCAGACUACUUCCUGCUUCAUGUUCUCAGAUGUAACGUUUGUGUCGUAGCAGACUACUUCCUGGUUCAUGUUCCCAGAUGUAUCGUUUGUGUAGUAGCAGACUACUUCCUGUUUCAUGUUCCCAGAUGUAUCGUUUGUGUCGUAGCAGACUACUUCCUGCUUCAUGUUCCCAGAUGUAUCGUUUGUGUAGUAGCAGACUACUUCCUGUUUCAUGUUCCCAGAUGUAAUGUUUGUGUAGAAGCAGACUACUUCCUGUUUCAUGUUCCCAGAUGUAUCGUUUGUGUCGUAGCAGACUACUUCCUGCUUCAUGUUCCCAGAUGUAUCGUUUGUGUCGUAGCAGACUACUUCCUGGUUCAUGUUCCCAGAUGUAUCGUUUGUGUAGUGCAGACUACUUCCUGGUUCAUGUUCCCAGAUGUAUCGUUUGUGUCGUAGCAGACUACUUCCUGUUUCUUGUUCCCAGAUGUAUUGUUUGUGUAGUAGCAGACUACUUCCUGCUUCAUGUUCCCAGAUGUAUCGUUUGUGUAGUAGCAGACUACUUCUUGCUUCAUGUUCCAGAUGUAUUGUUUGUGUCGUAGCAGACUACUUCCUGUUUCAUGUUCCCAGAUGUAUCGUUUGUGUAGUAGCAGACUACUUCCUGCUUCAAGUUCCCAGAUGUAACGCUUGUGUCGUAGCAGACUACUUCCUGCUUCAUGUUCCCAGAUGUAACGUUUGUGUCGUAGCAGACUACUUCCUGCUUCAUGUUCCCAGAUGUAACGUUUGUGUAGUAGCAGACUACUUCCUGCUUCAUGUUCCCAGAUGUAACGUUUGUGUCGUAGCAGACUACUUCCUGGUUCAUGUUCCCAGAUGUAUUGUUUGUGUAGUAGCAGACUACUUCCUGUUUCAUGUUCCCAGAUGUAUCGUUUGUGUAGUAGCAGACUACUUCCUGUUUCAUGUUCCCAGAUGUAAUGUUUGUGUAGUAGCAGACUACAUCCUGUUUCAUGUUCCCAGAUGUAUCGUUUGUGUCGUAGCAGACUACUUCCUGCUUCAUGUUCCCAGAUGUAUCGUUUGUGUCGUAGCAGACUACUUCCUGGUUCAUGUUCCCAGAUGUAUUGUUUGUGUCGUAGCAGACUACUUCCUGGUUCAUGUUCCCAAAUGUAUUGUUUGUGUCGUAGCAGACUACUUCCUGGUUCAUGUUCCCAGAUGUAUCGUUUGUGUAGUGCAGACUACUUCCUGGUUCAAGUUCCCAAAUGUAACGUUUGUGUCGUAGCAGACUACUUCCUGGUUCAUGUUCCCAGAUGUAUUGUUUGUGUCGUAGCAGACUACUUCCUGGUUCAUGUUCCCAAAUGUAUUGUUUGUGUCGUAGCAGACUACUUCCUGGUUCAUGUUCCCAGAUGUAUCGUUUGUGUAGUGCAGACUACUUCCUGGUUCAUGUU